UCUGCCACUCUACAGGCAGGCAGGCAGGCAGUCAGGCAGACACACUGCACUGGUGUGUCAUAUCUUAUCUCUCAUCUCGUACAGUUAUAGAAACUGGGACCUGAUCAAAGAUACUGCCAUCCAUCUGAAUCCUGGCUGCUAAACAGAAAAAGAAGGGAGGGAGAAAAAGAUAGUGGUAAGGGAGGGAAUUGAGGGGGAAAUGUUUCCAGUGCUGUAAAGAGGUAAGAGGGAAGGCUGCAGAGAAGUGUGGGCUGGGUUAAACCGACACUUAAAAAGAAGCUCUCUUCGGCUUCUGUGCAUUUCACCAGCAGGCAAGCUGGGAUGCUAAGAAGGGAGCAGUGAGGGAGUAGAGGAGACAACAGCUCCGGGGGGAAGGUGUACUCUCAAUUCACUGGAGCAAGUGUAUUUUUAGCUCUUCCUUCCAACUCUUUCACUUUACAGUUUUUCUUCUCCACUCUCUCUUUGGUGGAGGCUAGCCAUGGGCAAUGGCGUGGAUUGGUUUCUGUGGUCAGUGCUGCUGCUGCUGCCAGUGUUGGGACUCUCUGAGGCUCUGCCAGCAAGCUUGCAGCCAGGAGAAUAUCAGAACACCACAGCUGAUGCACUGAAGUUCCUAAGCGACUACAACAGCACUGCUGAGGAGGUGUUAUACACCAGCGUCUUGGCCAGCUGGAACUACAACACCAACAUCACAGACCACAACUCCCAGCUUCAGGUAAAUGCAUCCCUUGAGGAGCAGGCCUUCGCCUCAGCGUGGGGGUUGAAGGCCAAGCAGGUCUUCAGUAGUGAUCUUCUCAACUCUCUCCCUGACCCUUCAGACAAGAAACUGAUGGAAAAGAUCAUGAUACUGGGAGUUGCCAACCUGCUACCGAAAGAAAGAGAGGAGUAUAACACAAUUCUUAGUACCAUGGACAAUAUUUAUUCAACGGCCAAGGUGCAUCCAGAACCGAACAUAAGCUGGAGCCUGGAACCACAUCUCACAGAUAUCAUGGCCAACUCCAGGAGCUACAAGAGGCUGCUGUACGUGUGGGAGGGCUGGCACAAUGCAUCAGGUGUACCUCUCAGGCAGUACUACCCCAAAUUUGUGGAGCUCAGCAAUAAAGGUUCUCAAGCUGAUGGGUUUGAAGACACUGGAGCUGACUGGCGCUCUUGGUACGAAUCUACGACCUUUGAGAACGAUAUAGAGGAACUCUAUAGGACCAUUGAACCCCUCUACAAGAACCUGCAUGCCUUUGUGCGCCGCAAGCUCUACAACCAGUACGGUCCCAAGUACAUCAACCUUAAAGGACCCAUCCCUGCCCACCUGCUAGGAAAUAUGUGGGCCCAGACCUGGAACAAUAUUUAUGGUAUGAUGAUCCCAUUUCCUGACAAACCCAACUUGGAUGUGACUGAUGAAAUGGUCAAUCAAGGCUAUAAUGCCACGCACAUGUUUCGUGUGGCUGAGGAGUUCUUCACGUCUCUGAAUUUAGAGAAGAUGCCUGAGGAGUUCUGGGCCGAAUCCAUGCUGGUGAAGCCUGAUGGUCGCGAGGUGGUGUGCCAUGCGUCUGCCUGGGACUUUUACAACCGCAAAGACUUCAGGAUCAAGCAGUGCACCACAGUAACGAUGGAGCAGCUCUUUACCGUACACCAUGAGAUGGGGCACAUCCAAUAUUACCUGCAGUACAAAGACCAGCCUGUGGGCUACCGUCGUGGAGCCAACCCUGGUUUUCACGAGGCUAUUGGCGAUGUUUUGUCUCUUUCUGUUUCUACACCCAAACAUCUGCAAGCCAUUAAACUUCUGAAAAAUGUGACCUCUGACCCUGAAACUGAUACCAACUACCUGUUAAAGAUGGCCCUGGAGAAGAUAGCCUUCCUUCCCUUUGGCUACCUCAUCGACCAGUGGAGAUGGGGUGUGUUUAGUCAAAACACACCACCAGAGCGGUACAACGCUGACUGGUGGUACCUCAGGACAAAAUAUCAAGGCAUCUGCCCACCCACCAGACGUACAGAGGAGCACUUUGAUCCUGGGGCCAAAUACCACAUCCCUGGAAACACGCCAUACAUCAGGUAUUUUGUCAGCUUCGUCCUGCAGUUCCAGCUUCAUGAAAAACUGUGCGCGGCAGCCAAACACACGGGUCCCUUGCACACAUGCGACAUCUACGGCUCCGCAGAAGCUGGGGCCAUUUUAAAGAAAAUUCUCGAGGCUGGCUCUUCUAAACCUUGGCCUGAUGUGCUUCAGGAGGCUAUUGGGACCAGAAAGAUGGAUGCCACCUCACUGAUGAAAUACUUUCAACCCAUAAUUACAUGGCUGGAAAAGCAAAAUGUGGGUGAGACAUUGGGAUGGCCUGACUUUAACUGGGUCCCACCCAUCCCUGAGGGCUACCCUGAAGAUAUAGACAAAAACACGGAUGAGCUUGAUGCAAAGAAAAUUCUGAAUGAGUACAACAGCACAGCUGAGGUGGUGUGGAACGCCUACACUGAGGCCUCCUGGAAGUACAACACAGACAUCAACGAAGCCAAUAAGCAGGCAAUGCUUGAGAAGAACCUUGAGAUGUCAGCCCACACCCUGAAGUAUGGACAGAAGGCCCGUCAGUACGACACCACUGACUUCCAGGACGGCUCGGUCAAACGCAUCAUCAAUAAACUCAGCGACAUUGAGAGGGCUGCACUGUCCACGGCAAAACUGGAAGAGUAUAACACUCUCCUAUCCAACAUGGAGACCAAGUACAGUGUGGCUCAGGUGUGCAAAGAGAAUGGGAAAUGCCAUCCGCUGGAUCCAGAUCUCCAGAAGAUCAUGGCAGAGUCCAGGGAUUAUGACGAACUGUUGUUUGCUUGGAAAGGAUGGAGAGAUGCUGCUGGCAAAGUGCUUCGCCAGGACUACAAGAAAUAUGUUGAACUGGCCAACGAAGCUGCCAAACUCAAUGGUCACUCUGACAAUGGGGCUUUCUGGCGCUCCCUGUAUGAAACCCCCAGCUUCGAGGAAGACCUGGAGGCUCUGUGGAGGGAGCUGGAACCACUCUAUCAGAAUGUGCACGCCUAUGUCCGCAGGGCUCUGUACAAAAAGUAUGGUUCCAAGCACAUCAACCUGAAGGGACCCAUUCCUGCUCAUUUGCUGGGCAACAUGUGGGCACAGACGUGGUCUGGCAUAAUGGAUUUGGCCAUGCCUUACCCAGAUGCCACGCAGGUUGACGCCACUCCUGCUAUGGUUUCACAGGGCUGGAACGCCACCAGAAUGUUCCAGGAAUCAGACAAAUUUUUCACCUCUCUGGGUCUGUUGCCAAUGCCACAAGAGUUCUGGGACAAAUCCAUGCUGGAGAAGCCGUCUGACGGACGCCAGGUGGUGUGCCACGCCUCUGCAUGGGACUUCUAUAACAAAAAAGACUUCAGGAUCAAACAGUGCACAGUUGUGACUAUGGAUGACCUGAUCACGGUGCAUCAUGAGAUGGGCCACGUCCAGUACUUCCUGCAGUACAAAGAUCAGCCCGUGUCCUUCCGUGAUGGAGCGAACCCAGGCUUCCAUGAGGCCAUUGGCGAUGUGUUAGCCCUGUCAGUGUCCACGCCCAAACAUCUGCAGAGCAUCGGCCUCCUGGACAAAGUUGAGAACAACGAUGAGAGUGAUAUCAACUUCCUCAUGAGCAUGGCGCUUGACAAGAUCGCCUUCCUACCUUUUGGCUACCUGAUGGAUCAGUGGAGAUGGAAAGUAUUUGACGGGCGCAUCCCAUCGGAUGAGUACAAUAAAGAAUGGUGGAACCUCAGAAUGAAGUACCAGGGACUGUGUCCACCUGUAACCCGUACUGAGGAUGACUUUGACCCAGGUGCAAAGUUCCACAUCCCUGCUAAUGUGCCAUACGUGAGGUACUUCGUUAGCUUCGUCAUCCAGUUUCAGUUCCACAAGUCUCUGUGUGAUGCUGCCAAGCAUGUUGGGCCUCUACAUACCUGCGAUAUCUACAAGUCUAAAGAAGCUGGGAAGCUGCUGGGUGAUGUGAUGAAGCUUGGCUUCAGUAAGCCCUGGCCCGAGGCUAUGACCAUGAUCACCGGCCAGCCCAAAAUGAGUGUCCAGCCUCUCAUGGAGUAUUUCAAACCUCUCAUUCAGUGGCUGGAGGAAGAAAACAACAAGAACAAUGAUGUUCGAGGGUGGCCUGAGUACGACUGGAAACCUUCAAGUGAAGCUGAGGCUCGAAUCCAGGAAGUGGACUUCCUGGGUAUGAGUGUGGACAGCGCAGCUGCCGUAGCUGGCCAGUGGGUCCUGUUGGUCCUUGGUGUGGUCCUCUUGGUGGCCACCAUCCUAUUGGCCUAUAAGUACAGGAGGUCAAAAAAGCCUGAAAAGUCCUUAUCAACGAUGGAGCUCAAGCAAAAGGACUAGUCAUCAGUGCCGCUAACAGCAGCUAGCACCUAUACCAUGUUCACCAUGAACGUCAGUGUUUUUUGUGCUGUAUAGUACAUCUGAUUUUUUGGUCUGCCUCCUUAUCUAGUCUUGUAUAUUUGUUGUAUACACUUGGAGUCAAAUUAUAUUUUUGCCUAUGCAAAAGAACAUUGCAGUUUUGUAAUUUAUUUGAAAUACUUGAAUGUUUAGAGAAGAAAUGUUUUAAAAUAAUGUUUUUAAAGUCAUUGAUUACAUUUUUAAUUAUUUGAUUUUGUUUCUUUUGUUGUUGAAUCUGCAUUUCUACAAUAAAGACAUUACAUAUU
Anoplopoma fimbria (sablefish) is the source of this 4662-nucleotide messenger RNA. It is a transcript of the gene ace, whose product is annotated as angiotensin I converting enzyme (peptidyl-dipeptidase A) 1. The transcript has 25 exons. NCBI's taxonomy places the organism in Eukaryota, Metazoa, Chordata, Actinopteri, Perciformes, Anoplopomatidae. Gene Ontology annotation, molecular function: peptidyl-dipeptidase activity; metallopeptidase activity. The coding region runs from base 479 to 4339 and encodes 1286 amino acids. Gene Ontology annotation, cellular component: plasma membrane. The record is from RefSeq and is a predicted model, not a curated record. Gene Ontology annotation, biological process: proteolysis.